Priceomyces carsonii is the source of this 1632-nucleotide messenger RNA. RefSeq lists its product as uncharacterized. Gene Ontology annotation, molecular function: transmembrane transporter activity. The record is from RefSeq and is a predicted model, not a curated record. Gene Ontology annotation, biological process: transmembrane transport. Gene Ontology annotation, cellular component: plasma membrane. Bases 1 to 1632 code for a protein of 543 amino acids. The transcript has a single exon. Lineage: Eukaryota; Fungi; Ascomycota; Pichiomycetes; Serinales; Debaryomycetaceae.
AUGACUGGUGAAAUUCAAGAUCAAUCUCAACGUUUACCAAAAAAGAUUUUAUUUACAGCUCUAGGUUGUUUAACAGCGUCACUUUUUGUUUCAUUCUUUGACCAAACUGCUAUCACUACUGCUAUUCCAUCUAUAUCGGAUGACCUAGGAAAUGCACAAUUAUUAAAUAGCUGGAUUGGUUCUUCUUAUUUGAUUGCAAACACAAACUUUCAACUACUUUAUGGCCGAUUUUCUGAUAUAUUUGGAAGAAAGCAAGUUCUUUUAUUUUCAUUAUUCUGCUUAUUUUUUGGAAACUUGAUUAGUGGGUUUUCACGUAAUCCAGAGAUGCUAUUUGUCUUUCGAGGUAUCAGUGGUAUGGGUGGUGGAGGUAUCAAUUGUUUAGUCAUGAUAUCAUUUUCAGAUCUACUAAGUACAAGGGAAAGAGGAAAGUAUUUUGGGUUCGUAGCUGCAUCUACUGCUUUAGGAAAUGGUUUGGGACCAUUAAUCGGAGGAGUUCUAUCUCUGAAGGCUUCUUGGAGAUGGGUACUUUGGAUAACAUGUCCUAUUUCAGUCUUAUCAGGUUUGUUGGUAAUCUUUUUCGUUCCAUUAAAGCAGGUUUCUGGCUCUUUCAAAGAGAAAUUGAGGUUGCUAGACUGGGCUGGAUUCUUAUCUGCUCUUGUCAGUAUUAUAUUGUGCUUAGUUUCUGUUUCUGGUGGGGGUGAGUCUUGGUCUUGGAGCUCAUGCACAUUCAUAGUGCUAAUUGUGAUAAGUGUUGUUGCAUUCGUUGUCUUUGUGAUUUCUGAAAAGUUCUCAAGCCUUCCCAUGAUCCCAUUGAACAUCUUCUGUGAUUUACAAAAAUCCAUUCUCUUCCUUAUCUGUUUUAUUAUGGGUUGGGCAUACUUUGUUGAUAUGUACUAUUAUCCAUUGUACUUGCAAAACGUUAGGGGAUGGUCCCCAAUCAUGUCUGGCCUCCUUCAGUUACCAGCGACAUGUAGUAGCAGCAUUUUUGGAAUUGCGGUUGGAUUUAUAAACUCCAAAACUGGUUAUUAUGUAAGGUGUGUCUGGCUUGGAGGUGCUUUAUGGUGUUUGGGCACAGGUUUAAAAAUCAUGUUUAAAAAAAAUUCACAUAUAGGCUUAUUGAUUGGCUCUAACUUAAUUCAGGGUCUAGGCAUAGCGUUUACAUUUCAGCCUACUUUGCUUGCAUUAUUAUCCCACUCUAGUAGCGAACAGAGAGCUGUAGUUACUGGUCUAAGAAAUUUUUUCCGUUGUUUAGGUGGUGCAGUGGGAAUCAUAUGCAGUGGUAUAAUAUUCAGGGAGAUCUUUAAGAAGAGAUUGAAUAGCAUUCUUGAUGAUAAGACAUUAAUAGACCAAAUCAUUUCAAAUCCAAGCUUAACUCAAAAAUUUACGUCAAAAUAUUUAAGAGAUCAGGUUAUGGAAAAGUACCUUAAUUCAUUUACAGAUAUAAUGAUAAGCCUAACUGCAGUAUCAGGCUUCAUGCUCUUGACUUCGUUGAUAAUUAAAGAUGGGAAGGAUGAUGAAAACAAAUUAUUACCUGAUAUUACGGAUCAGCAAGAAAUUGAACGAAGUGAUAGUUUUGAAGCUUCUUCGACCGUUGAAGUGAUCCUGAAAAGUUGGGAAGCAACAAAAUUCUAG